AUGAAUUUCGCCUGGGUAUCUGAUUUAUCAAGUACUCGCAAACGCCCAUCUUAUACCUCAAAGUUAUCUGUACCCGCGUCGACUUCUCCUGAAUUGAGGAAUCAGGAUGCCCUUGGGAUUAAUCAUGGGUUUUCUGUGAAUACUUCGCCCUUGAGACGAUCGCGUGCUGAUACUAUGCCGUCGCAAUCGUCGGCGUUCCCCUAUGCACAAGAUGGGUAUGCCAAUUUGGCCGUUUCCCAGCUUCAACAAUCACGCCAUCGUUCCGGUUCGGUUACACUUCCGGCAGCUGACCGUGAUGCCGACAAUGAGCUUCCACAGUACGAUGUAUCCAGUCCUAUUGAUGAAAACACCUUGGCAAGUACGCUGGCUUCGCUCGGAUUGGACGACGAUCAUAUUCCUGCCGCGUCGGCAAUUCACCCUUAUCCCACAUCAAGAAAUCGCUCUUACACCGUUACCGGUCGUAACUUCGUCGAUCCGCCCGACGUUGGCUUGAUGCCGCCAAGUUUACAUUUUAACCCUUUUCCUCCUCAAACACGCCAAAGUCUUUCUCGUCCUCGCGCUGUCAGUGUGGGGGUGGCGGAUGUGGCGAAGCACCCGUCCCCUUUCGCAUCGUAUCUCCAGGAACAAGGGUCGCCCCAUUUGCAGCCUUCUUUAUCGUCGUCGGCUGUUGCCAGUCAACCGUUGAGAAGUUCUCGCAGUAGCAGUAACCUUGCUGAACUCACCAAUGACUUUUUGUCUCAGUGGUCAUUCCAAUCCAUGGGAACCAAAGAACCCUUGGCUGACGUUCCGGAACUCGAUGGAAAGUUGGGAAACACGCCGAGUCUCGGUUCUCCCUCUUCGACCUCUGCCCAAAUCCCCUCUCGCGCUUUGUGGUUGGGCAAUAUCAAUGCAUCCCUCAGCGUACCUGAUCUCUUGAAAAUAUUUUCAGUGUAUGGUCAUGUGGAAAGCGCUCGUAUUCUGUCCGACAAGGAAUGUGCAUUUGUCAAUUUUGCCUCGGUGGAAUCGGCCGUAGCGGCUAAAACCGAUCUUGAAACACGUUUGGGAAGCAGAUUGGCAGGAUCGCCGGUGAGAGUAGGUUACGGUAAAGCCGAUGUGAACCUGGCCAUCGCACUGAGCAAUGAAUCGGGACCCAAUGCACAAGGACCAACACGUGCUUUAUGGGUGGGCAAUAUUCCUGCCAAUACGAGCCCUGCAACGCUUCGAUCGAUCUUCCAACCUUUUGGUACCAUUGAGUCCGUUCGAGUGUUGUCACAUAAAAAUUGCGGCUUUGUGAACUACGAACAUCAGGAAGAUGCGGUUCUUGCACGCAAAGUUUUGCAGAAUAAGGAAAUAUUGGCUCCCGGCACCGGCGCUGUGCGUAUCGGAUUUGCCAAAGUGCCUUCCACACCAGUAGAGGAAGUCGAGGAACCUAACCCACCCCAGCAACCCAUACCAUCCAAUAUUCCAGAAACUUACCAGGCCACGCAAUGGGCGACGGCCAUGAUGAUGACCAGUAUGAUGAUGAACGCCUCUGGCAAACAACAAACUACCCAGCCUAGUCUUUAUACCGCAAUUGCUGCUGAACGUGAAUUUAUCAUGCAACAACUUGGAUAUCAGCGUGCUAAUCACGAACAAAGCGAACGGAUUCCCUUGAGCUAUUGCUCAGUGAUACCUCCCGUACCAGAGUUGACCUCGGAUCGGAAGUUGGAGCCUCUUCGUCUGCGAGAGAUGCGACGACGUUUAGAGAAUGGAGACACCACCCAGGAGGUGGAAACCAUUGCUCACGAAUGCAUGGAUGAAAUUGUAGAGCUUUGCAGUGACUAUAUUGGCAACACGGUGGUGCAAAAAUUAUUCGAAUUAUGUAGCGACACCACCAAGCAACACAUGCUGGAAAAGAUCGCUCCUUAUCUAGCCAUGAUCGGCGUACACAAAAACGGGACAUGGGCAGCACAGAAAAUCAUCGAUUUUGCAAAUACCGAAGCACAGAUUCAGUUGAUCCGUAAGCAUGUUGCUCCCUAUGUUCCAUUAUUGCUGUUGGAUCAGUUUGGCAACUACGUCGUUCAAUGCUGCUUACGUAUGGGUGCGAAAUAUAACAUGUAUAUUUUCGAUGCGAUUGUGGAUAAAUGCUGGGAAAUCGGACAAGGACGAUUCGGAGCACGUGCGGUGCGUGCUAUUCUUGAAAAUUCCAUUGUGACAAAGGAACAGCAGUUGUAUGUUGCUGCAGCAAUUGUACAGAACGCUAUUCUGCUGACGACCAACGUGAAUGGAACCCUCUUGUUGAUCUGGCUGCUGGAUACGUCAGAACUACAGGGAAGAUAUCGAGUGCUGUGCCCACGGUUCCUUCCGUACCUAGGCAAACUUUGCACCCAUAAACUGGGAUCUAUUACUGUGUAUAAGAUCAUUAAUCAGACGCAAGAACCGGACGCAAGUAAUCUGUUAACAAAGGCGCUUUUCGGUGAACCUGGAAUCCUCGACGAAGUGCUUCGCGAUCAAACGCAUGGUGUGAACCUCGUACAAAAAAUUCUGGGUGUGUCGCACCUCGAUCGACGACAGGAAAUCGUGCAAGAAGUGAAAGCGAGUCUUCAGCGGCUCAAGGUUCAUAAUGUUCAAGGCUACAAGAAAUUAAUGGAUGAGCUGGAGAUACCCGUGAAAUCGAGCACUGAUACUGCAUCAAAUACGAACGAUAUGACGUGGAUGGAGAAUCCGCAAGCCGUGGUUAUGAUGGCCAAUAUGUAUGCGGCGGCCAUGACUGCGGCUGCAGCGACUAUACAACAAGGCAACCGUUCUUCUUCUGACGAUCCCUCGACACUUCCCAUCAUGGAAAACAUGCCCCCAUUCGAUCAGUUACUCAAGGCCUUGCUCAACACGAACACUACACCAAAACCCAACCAGGAUAACGAUAAGACUUGA
Messenger RNA from Radiomyces spectabilis, 2889 nucleotides. RefSeq names its product armadillo-type protein. The coding region runs from base 1 to 2889 and encodes 962 amino acids. The transcript has 8 exons. Gene Ontology annotation, molecular function: RNA binding. The record is from RefSeq and is a predicted model, not a curated record. NCBI's taxonomy places the organism in Eukaryota, Fungi, Mucoromycota, Mucoromycetes, Mucorales, Radiomycetaceae.